Molecule: messenger RNA, 489 nt
Organism: Schizophyllum commune H4-8
Lineage: Eukaryota; Fungi; Basidiomycota; Agaricomycetes; Agaricales; Schizophyllaceae
Exons: 1
Coding region: 96-380 (94 amino acids)
Source: RefSeq, a predicted model, not a curated record
CCAGGCUCCGAAUAUCACCUUCGCCCGAGCAAUGGCAAGCAAUCAGAAGAGUGCAAGAUGUGCCAUAGCGGUGGUGCAUUUUACUGCUCGCGAGAAUGCCAGACGAUACACUGGCGGAUGGGGCAUCGAGUGGUUUGCGGCACAGCCGACGAGGAGGUGUACAUCGACUAUUCGACUUCCGUGGAAUUUCCUACAUGCCGUCUAAUCAAUUGCUUACUUCGUUGAUCCUCCUUUAUCUCUGCAGCCCUACGAGUGCUUUGUCAGGAAGCUGGAAGGAAUUCUGCCGAAGAAGUCAACCUGCAUCACUCGUAUGGGGUUGGCUGUGGGCCGCGCCGUUCUCAUUGAGCUCAACGAGGGUCCGAAGCUUGCCGCAACCAUGAUGAAGGAUUCCAUGUCGUCUAUCGAACCUCCGUUUGUAUCCGCGCGAGUGAGAAGGGGGGUCGGAGGAGUCGAUCGUGUUUAUAGGCACGCUCAGGACAGCGUUCUGGU